Messenger RNA from Strongylocentrotus purpuratus (purple sea urchin), 3226 nucleotides. RefSeq names its product solute carrier family 2, facilitated glucose transporter member 8-like. The record is from RefSeq and is a predicted model, not a curated record. The coding region runs from base 125 to 1594 and encodes 489 amino acids. Gene Ontology annotation, biological process: transmembrane transport; carbohydrate transport. Gene Ontology annotation, molecular function: sugar transmembrane transporter activity. Gene Ontology annotation, cellular component: membrane. The transcript is spliced from 10 exons. Lineage: Eukaryota; Metazoa; Echinodermata; Echinoidea; Camarodonta; Strongylocentrotidae.
CUAUUAUCACGUGACUAUGUCGACGGUGUGUGUAUUAUUUAUACCAGAGUAGACUUUGGUGUGUACGUGUACGUAUGCGCUCGCUCAUAUAAAACAGGAAUCAGGACAGUCGGCCAUUUGAUGCAUGGAAGCCCCAUCAGAGAACAUGGACAGUAAAGAUGUGCCUCAAGUUCAGAUCAGGGACACAGAAAGUCUUAUUCCCCGCGAUGAUAACGGCGAGAGAAAGCCAUUAGUCACAAGCACCAAAGGGCAGAAUGCCAGCCUCUAUUUCAUCGUAGCACUGGUGUUACAGGCUCCUCUCGUCACAGGCUUUGCCAUUGGCUACUCCUCUCCCGCUCUCCCCAAGAUUGCCUUCCCAACAUCAGAUGAAGAGUCAUGGUUUGGGUCCUUGCUGAAUAUCGGCGCCAUGGUAGGUGGACCCGUGGCAGGGUUUCUGCUCCAGUGUGGAGGUAGGAAGCUGACCAUCAUGGCUACUGGAAUCCCCUUCAUCACCGGGUGGGUUCUCAUUGGAACGGCCUCCAACGAGCAUGUUAUCAACCUUUACUGCGGCAGGAUACUCACAGGGAUGGGAUGCGGCAUGGCUUGUUUAGCUGUACCGAACUACAUCGCAGAGGUGGCCCCGCCCAAUCUUCGUGGUUUCCUUGGGUCCAGCUUCCAAGUGGCAGUGACUAUUGGAAUUCUUCUGGUAUACUGCCUAGGGAUUCCCAUCACCUAUUCCUGGCUGGCACUGACCGGUGCUGCAUUGACUGCUCUCCUCGUCGUAACCGUGGUGAUGGUCCCAGAAACCCCCAGGUAUCUUCUCAUGAAGCGUUUGAAGAAUCAAGCGAUGUUAGUCUUGAGAAGGCUGCGUGGUCCCAUGGUCGAUGUUGAAUUUGAAUGUCGAGAGAUUGAGGAUGCCCUUGGUGCUUCUGAUGAUAAAUUCCGAUGGUCCGAGUUCUCCCGCCCGUACCUCUACAAGCCCCUCCUGAUCUCCCUAGUGCUCAUGUUCGUGCAGCAGUUCAGCGGCAUCAACGCAGUCAUGUUCUACACCGUCAGCAUCUUUGAGAGUGCGGCGCCCUCUCUAGACCCCAAUGUUGCCACGGUGAUAGUGGGUGCAGUGCAGGUGGCCUUCACAUGUGUUGCAGCUGUUCUUAUGGAUAAGGUGGGACGCAAAGCGCUCCUUAUUACCGGGGCAAUUGGUUUGGCAGUCAGCUCUGCUACAUUCGGAUUGUAUUAUCAAGUCACUGGUGAUGAUGUCGAGAAGCAGCACAAGCUGAGUGCUAUGUCCCUCGUCAGUAUCAUCGUCUACAUCAUCUCAUUCUCGUUGGCAUGGGGACCCAUCCCAUGGCUCAUCAUGUCAGAGAUCUUCCCUUCCAAGGCGAGAGGCGUGGCCAGCGGGAUCGCCACUGCCUUCAACUGGGGUUGCGCUUUUAUCGUCACCAAGGAAUUCGCCCAUAUGCAGGAAACACUCACCAAGCAAGGAAUCUUCUGGUUUUAUGGUGGAAUCUGUCUCCUUGGAGCAAUCUUUGUCUUCUUCUUUGUUCCGGAAACUAAAGGGCGCUCGUUGGAAGAGAUCGAAGCUAGCUUUGCAGGCAACGAACGCAGAAGUAGAUAGAUCAUUCAGACAGAUGGAAAGUUCAAUAGCGACAGCUCCACACAAAAUAUAGGGUGUAUCAGGCACCUGCAAAUUAUAUUUUCAGGGUGCGGAGUAAAGGUUUGGGGUCUUUGUAUACUUGCCACUACAAUUGUUGACCUCUGCCUGAGAUCUAUGGGGGGGGGGGGGGGUGACCUAUGUGUAGGGGGUAUAUCAAGAUGUGCAGUACAGUAUAAGGAUAACUCUUUCUCAACAGUGUGUGUAAUGUAUACUUAAAAUAAGAUACGGGUGUGAACAACUGAGCAGCACAAUUUUAUUUGUUGAUAAACAUGUGUGUCUCAGGGAUAAAUUUAUUUGAAUUCACACGGUAGUAAUGCACUGCACCAGCCUCAUAUUAUUAUUUAAAAUGUGUGCUAUGUGAUAAUCUCGCAAACGGUCACAGUGACGCAUAAUGUCACUAUGAUGCAUGAGUACUAUUUUCAGCUGAAUAAACAAACUGCCAACGCUUACAUUAAUGAGAAAGGUUAAUUCAAAUAGAUACGUAGACUUCAAAUUUCAAAACACUUUUCGUACAGUUGUUAUCGUUUUUGUUCACAUGCCAGCAUUGCAUUUAUGAUUACAAUGAGGUAUGAUGCCAUGGAAAUAUUUCUUUUGAAGUGUUUUUAAGUCAACCCGGUUGAUUAAUGUAAAUGUCUGUUAAUUAUUUCCAUCAACUUCACUACCAGAAAGUCAGCCUAAAAUAGUACCCCACCAUGUAUCAUUUUGACAUUUUGCAUUAUUGUGACAUUACUGGUUGUAACAGGCUCUACUGCACAACAUUCUUGUCAAAAUAACAAGAAAUUAGUUUAAAUGCACUCAAAGUACAGGUGGAAAAGAAAAUAAUUUGUGGAACACAUGAAGUAGAUUUUAUAUACAAAUUUUGAUAAUGAAACAUAAAUAAACUUAAUUACAGAGAGUUAUAUUGGUAAUGGGAUCAUCAUGACUGUAUAGUGUGCAUUACAUUUCUAUUUUCAUACUUUUUCAUGCUACUUGUAAAUAUCAAGUAAAAUCUGGCCAAUGCAUGUACCUGAGUAAAAUUUGAUUAUAUUUAAAAUCAUGUAGCGAUUUCUCCUUCAAGGCACAUUACAAAUCAACACAGAAGCAGUGUAUGUGUAAUUUAAUCGAUUAUACAUUGGAAACUACUUAUAAAGAACUCUGAGGUAGCAAGAUACACUGUAUGAUAUAAAAAGGUAAUUUUACUGGUCCCAGCUCUUUAUUCUCUUGUUUUUAACCAUACUAUAACAAGAACGCUGACCGUGAUAACAAUUUUAUUUUUUCACGGUCUCAAUUACAUCGCUAUAAUGGGUUUCCUUUGUAAUACAUACAUUUUUUCCCUUCCACGACUUAUGAAUAAAGUGUGUGGUUUCGGGGACGACUAAAUGAGACCGUCAUUUCAUUGGUCAUGUUUAAAUUCUAAUGGAAUUUUGAAUUUAAAGAAAAGGGCUUCAUUGUUCACUGUACUUCAAGAUACUGGUAUGGAAAUCAUAUUUUGAGAGAAAGUUGCUAAGAUUUAUCCUACAGUAGAUUUUUUUUUUGAAGCAGUGAAAUAAAAACAAAUGCACAAAAACUUACUGGGCAUCAUCUUCAAUAAAAACCACAACUUCCAUUUGCACA